Nelumbo nucifera (sacred lotus) is the source of this 2503-nucleotide messenger RNA. The record is from RefSeq and is a predicted model, not a curated record. NCBI's taxonomy places the organism in Eukaryota, Viridiplantae, Streptophyta, Magnoliopsida, Proteales, Nelumbonaceae.
UUUUCACUGAGAAUUUCCUAUUCACUUUUCCUACCGACUCUCUACCCGCCCUGAAUUACAGCUACAGCAGUGUGUUAAUCAGGCAUUGGUUUUGACGUUGAUGUCAAUUCCCGGAGAAGCUCCAACAAGAGAAUCCCAAAUGAAUAUCGGAUUUUGGGGUUUGCAAUUUGUGUUCAUUUUUUGUAUUUUCUAAUUUUCUUUUUGGAUUAUUCUACCCUUGUUUUGAUUCUGAUAAUGAUCAUAAAUCACCUGAGACAACGAUGAGGAAAAUUAGGGAGGAGGUUUACAGGUUGCUGGUUUUCUCUGUGUUUUUCUUAGGGUUGGAGUUGGAGUAGUGAGAAGAUUAGGAAUGGGAGGCAUCACUAAGGAAUGAGCAAUGGGCAGGAAUUUUUUUGUAAUCCACUCCACUCGGAAGUCGGAUCUUUGUUGUCAAAUAAACAUUUUAAGAAAUUUACUAAAUCUUAUUUAAGAAAUUUGGCCUUCAGAGACAAAGGACGAGAGAGAAAAUGAAAAUAAAGGUUUUCUCGGUGGCAGCGCCCCAUCCCCAUGGGUUGAAUCUCCCUGCUCGGCUGCUCGUUCUAUUCAUCCUGUCGGCAUCACCUUUAUCACUUGACUUUAAAAGGAUGGAAAUGGGAGAGAUCCACAUCUGAUCUCAACAGAAGAGACAUUCUCCAGUCUCCACCAUCAACUCUCAGAGGCUCAGAGAGCAGAAGAUGAAUGGGAAUGGUAAGAACGUCGUCCUGUUCCCGUUCAUGGCGCAGGGGCACCUCAACCCUUUCCUUGAUCUGGCCCGUCUCUUCGCCUUCCGAGCACCUUCCCUUACCAUCACUUUCGUCAGCACCCCCGCCAACAACCUUAGCCUACGCCCACGCUUCCUCUCCUACCCAACCAUCCGCUUCCUCGACCUCUCCUUCCACAUCGACGGCGACCCCCCUCUCCCUGACAACGCUGAGAACACCGACGUCUUCACAACACAAUCAUACAUCUCGCGCUUCUACCUUGGCUCAGAGUCCCUUUUUCGUCACUCCUUCCACCGUCUCAUCUCCCAGAUUACCGAAUCAGACGGCGGUCGUCCCCCCGUCUGCAUCAUCUCCGAUAUGUUCUUAGCAUGGACGAUCGAUUUUGCACACAGCUUUGGGUCCCUUCAUAUCCCUCUUUACACCUCCGGUCCUUACGCCAUGUCCAUCUAUAACUCCAUCUGGACUCAUCUUCCCCACACGCUCACCUGUUCCGACGUGUUCACCCUCCCCGACGUCCCAGGCAUCACCCUACACCGCACCCAACUCUCCAACAACAUGAAAGCUGCAUCCAAGGAUAAAAGGUCAUCGGAAUUCGUCAAACGACAGGCGGAUUGCUGCCGGAGAUCCGACGGGAGUCUCUGGAACACCGUCGAAGUGCUCGAGAAGUCAAGCCUCCACAACUGGGCACAAUCAACAGGCAAACCCGUAUGGGCGAUUGGGCCUCUGCUUCCCAGGUCCUGUGACGAACACGAAAGAGGAGGGAAACGGCCUGGGCUUUCCCCCGAAGCAUGCAUCGAAUGGCUUAACCUGCACCCACCCAAUUCAGUGUUGUACGUGUCCUUUGGGUCGCAGAACAGCGUUACCGUCGCUCAGAUGAAGGAGCUCGCAAAUGGGUUGGAACAGAGUGGGAGGCCUUUCAUCUGGGCACUUCGGAAUCCGACUGGGUUCGACGGCAGGGAGAGUUUCAGAGAAGAAUGGUUGCCGGAUGGGUUCCAAGAAAGAAUGAAAGAUAGCAAACACGGUCUGCUGGUGCAUAACUGGGCGCCUCAAAUUGACAUACUGUCUCACACAUCGACGGGUGCAUUUCUGAGCCACUGUGGUUGGAAUUCGGUUUUAGAGAGCUUGGGCAGAGGAGUGCCCAUCAUCGGGUGGCCUCUUGCGGCGGAGCAAUUCUACAAUUCGAAAUUGUUGGAGGAGGAGCUGGGUGCGUGCAUGGAAUUGGCAAGAGGGAGCGAUGCGAUAGUGGAAGGCGGAGAUGUGGCGAGGAUAGUCAGAUUGGUGAUGGAGGGUGAGGAAGGCGAGGAGAUGAGAAGGAAAGCUAAGGGAUUGAGAGAGGAGAUGAAGAUGGCUGUAAUGGAGGGAGACGGACAGAGAGGAUCUUCGCUUCGUGCAUUCGAUGACUUUGUCGAGACACUGAUAUUGCGAUGUGACAAGUCUGAAAAACCUGAACGAGAGUAAUGCUUUCUUGCUCAGAGUUGCGUUGUUUUCUGCAGUUUAUGUAUGGAUAUCUUUUAUGGGUAUUAUUGUCAAAAAUAAAACGGAACUCUCAAGUCUGAGAGAAAACCGCUUUGAAUGAUAGAGAUGAUUGAUUAUUAAUCUGAUCGAUCGAUCGUUAUCAUAGAGACGUCACCAGUUACUCCAUACUUGCUCUCUGUCUUUUUGUGCAAAUCAAAUACAUAAAAGAGAAUGUAUUCGGGUUGGAUCCACGAGCCCAUGUUAAAGGGUCUUGGCAGAUAUAAUAUUUGGAUGAGAUUUCGUUCCUC